CGCCGACACUUGCAAGAUAUCCACUCGACGCUUGACAAGCAUAAAGGUGAAGGCGCGAAAUUUCGGGGUGCGACGUUCUUUAGCGAGAAACUGUCCGGCCGAAGUUACCGUAGAUGAGAUAUUGCUGAUAACGCCAUUCUGGAUGUACCUUGCAGCGGCUUUUUGACCGAGUCCAUUUGCCGUGAGUGAAGUAUUCAUUGGUGUGGUGACCUUAUGGCAGACAGAGUGGACUCGAAUUGGAAUACGUUAUGCAUUGGAAGCAGUGGGGCUUGCCUUCUGGCCUGGCGAGGAAAUUAGUUUGAGACAAAAUCCCGCGUCUCAAAUCGCUCUCAGACAAUAAACCAAAGGCAUGGAUGUCGACAUAUCAACUCAUGAAACGCCCCUGACUGAUCCGGAGUUAACCUUGCUGGCCGAUGCAAGGGUCAUUGUGAACCGUAAGGCGCUGACAACCGAUGCUCUCACUUUGUUCGAACCUGACGCAAAAGAAGAAGCAUCGUUCAGUGAGAGCGAUACGAACGCGCACAAUUGCGUUCUAAGCCGGGUACCGUCGUUCUUGCUUGGACUAUUCCCAUGCGUAGCGUGGAUGAGAAGCUACAGCGUGCGGUCGUUCCUCGUGGCCGAUGUCCUUGCAGGGCUUUCAGUUGCUGUGCUACACGUGCCGCAAGGUCUUGUGUGUGCAAUUAUAGCCGGAGUAGAUCCAGUUCUAGGUCUGUACAGUUCCCUUUACCCAGGCUUGAUCUACGCAGUGAUGGGGACUUCACCAUAUAUAUCUAUAGGCGCCUUUCCUGUGACAGCACUCAUGACUGGUGUGGUGGUCCAGAAAUACAGCGUCAUCGCCGACAACGCGACGGCCCUUGCUGACGAUGGAGUACAGCUAUCUACUGAACAAUCGAGAAACGGUGUAGCCACCACGAUGGCAUUCAUGAGCGGCCUUAUUCAGGUAGCCUUGUGGCUAUUACCAUUGGACCGCUUGGCGGGCAUCAUAUCUCCUGUAAUGGCCGAAGGAUUUCUCACUGCCACCGCCGUCAUGGUGAUCGUCAGCCAGCUGCCAUCGGUCUUCGAGGUAGGUGCCCAGACUAGCAAAGGCCUCUUCGGUACUCCUCUGACCAUCUACUACGUGGCCAAGAGUAUUCCGCACAGUGUGCCGGCUACUCUACUGCUCUCACUGGCCGCUUUUGGGCUACUCUUCGUCCUGAAAGGAGUCGUUGCACACCAAAUGAGACGUAUAACAGUAGUGCCACUGCCAGCGGACUUAAUUUUGGUCAUUUUUGCCACGACAGCAUCUCACUUCCUCGAGCUCGACGUCAAGCACAACGUGAAAGUUCUUGGGCAUAUUGCAUCUGGUUUUCCUAAGCCGACGCCACCACCAUUUGAGAACUGGCUCUCGCUUCUACCCGAUGCCACUGCAAUCGCCGUUGUGCAGUUUGUAUCCACAUUUUUAAUAGCGAAGCUGUUCAGCCAAGAGCAGCGCCUCAAGAUCAGCGCAAAUCAGGAGAUGCUCGCUUAUGGUAUGAGCAACGUAGUCGGUUCCUUCUUCUCAUGCAUACCAGCAGGCUCGGCAUUGGUGAGAUCUCUUGUUCUCAAAGAAGUCGGCGCGAACACUCAGGUCGGUGGCAUGGUUUCAUGCGUCCUCGUGGCUCUCACGCUCUAUUCACUAGCGCCGAUUUUUCGGCCUCUGCCAGAGUGCGUCCUAGGCGUGGUAAUUAUUGUAGCCCUCCUUCCAACGUUGACCAGUCUGCGAAAUUUGCCGAAACUUUGGGUCUUCAACCGCUUUGAUUUUGUUCUCUGGUCGCUGAGCUUCCUGGGUGUGGUUAUCUUGAACGCCACAUGGGGACUGCUGUUUGGUGUCCUCCUGGGCCUCGUGGUAAUCUUCUUUGAGUUAAGCGGGAACAAGGGGUGUCGCCUGAAACCUUGCAGGCCUGACAUCUUCGUGUCGGUGGGAACGCCAUUACGGACAGACGCCGUGACACUCUACCGCUUUGGCAGCCCACUGUGCUUCGCAACGCAACAUAACAUCGUUGCUGACUUCGAGGAACUCUUCAAGGAUGAGAAACCCCGAACCGUCAAGGUUGCAAGCAAGCUGGACAACAUGGAAGCUUGCAGUGAAGCUGUUGCCACAAAGGUGGUGGUCAUGGAUUGCUCUGCCAUAAGCUACAUUGAUUCCGCUGGUGUUCAGGCACUCGAUUAUGUUCUGGACAUUUGUAAACAAAACAAGUGUCUCCUGUAUUUGGCUUCCCUUCAAGAUUCCACCUCACGAACCAUCCGGACACAGCAACGCCUGAUGGAGAAAAUUGGUGUUGACUACAUCACUCCUACAAUGCAAGAUGCCAUCGCUUUAUCCUGUAGCAACAUGCCUGCAAGACUAUUCGGAAGCCACUUACGAUCACCUCUGUGACUGUAGACCAACCCUCAUUAUAUUGCGUGAUGGCGAGGAAAAGACUCGUUACUGAUAAUAAAUUGCAAUAAUGUGUAUUACGUAA
Rhipicephalus microplus (southern cattle tick) is the source of this 2480-nucleotide messenger RNA. RefSeq names its product solute carrier family 26 member 6-like. Gene Ontology annotation, cellular component: membrane. The record is from RefSeq and is a predicted model, not a curated record. Gene Ontology annotation, molecular function: secondary active sulfate transmembrane transporter activity. Lineage: Eukaryota; Metazoa; Arthropoda; Arachnida; Ixodida; Ixodidae. Gene Ontology annotation, biological process: sulfate transmembrane transport.